UUUGGAGAGUUUCUUGCUGCAACUCUCACUUCCGCUAAUUCCGGCAUUAUUGCUUGCCUUCGCGCCAAAAGUGCAGAGUUAGCAGUGGAAGCUGCGCGUGCAGCACUCAGAGGUGGAGUUUCCGUUUUGGAAAUCACAAUGUCAACCCCUGGUGUUUUCGAGGCGUUGCAGUGUCUGGUCCAAGAAUAUCCUUCAGCAUCAAUAGGAGUUGGAACAGUUUUAGAUAGACGAGACGCGAAAGAAGCAGUAAAUCUCGGAGCUAAGUUUCUCAUGAGUCCUGCAAUGGUGAAGGGAAUUCUAAACGAUGUUGCAGAGAGCCAGGCUCUGUAUAUACCAGGAGCAGCAACCCCUACGGAGAUAUUAUCUGCAUCGAAUGAUGGUGCCAAAAUCAUCAAGGUGUAUCCAGUCUCUGCAUUAGGUGGAGUUGAGUAUUUAGCAGCAGUGAAGAAGCCAUUCCCCCAUAUCCCACUGGUUGCAUCACAAGGCAUGAAAUUAGAUUCAGUUGGAGAGUAUAUAGGUCACGGAGCAUCAGCUGUUGUUAUAUCAGAUGCCAUAUUUGACAAAAAGGCAAUGGCUGAAAGAAAUUUUUUUCUAAUAUAUCACUUGGCCUGCUCUGCUGCAACCAAGGGGACUCAAGCUGUAAGGGAAACUGUGUGUGGAUAUGAUUGAAAUUGUUAUAUGGUGCAUUUUUGAAAAUGUAGAUGUGCACUACAAAACUUUGAUUGACGUAGCGUGUAUUUUUUGUUUUUAUUUUUUCUAACUCUAUAUAAAAAAAUACGAUUUUCUA
Salvia miltiorrhiza (redroot sage) is the source of this 787-nucleotide messenger RNA. RefSeq lists its product as uncharacterized. The record is from RefSeq and is a predicted model, not a curated record. NCBI's taxonomy places the organism in Eukaryota, Viridiplantae, Streptophyta, Magnoliopsida, Lamiales, Lamiaceae. The transcript has 11 exons. Gene Ontology annotation, molecular function: lyase activity. The annotation marks the transcript as partial.